Molecule: messenger RNA, 1460 nt
Organism: Serpula lacrymans var. lacrymans S7.9
Lineage: Eukaryota; Fungi; Basidiomycota; Agaricomycetes; Boletales; Serpulaceae
Exons: 6
Coding region: 293-1333 (346 amino acids)
Molecular function (GO): oxidoreductase activity, acting on NAD(P)H; zinc ion binding
Source: RefSeq, a predicted model, not a curated record
CUCGUCCUCUCAGGCGGUGUACUUUGAAUUUUGACAGACUCUGCAUGUAGAGAUACUGUAUGUGCUACGUAUGUUGUCCUUGACCAGAAGGCGAAUCCAAAAUGCGAUUCGUAAGCUCGAGCCUUAGUAAGUAUGACAAGUAAACUAUCAAUGAAGACGAUUAGGAAUCCCUUUUGGUUCACCGUAAACACACAUCACCCAAGCCAGGGGAGAGAAUUCCGUAUCAGGAGAUAAUGGAGAUUGCCUGGCAGUCCCCCCUUCCACUCGGAAAUCUAUUAUCGCCAUUCACAAGAUGUCUUCUCAACGCGCUCUCUGGCUUCCUGAAGAAAAAGGAAAAUAUACCUUAGUUAUGAAGGAAAUACAGGAGCCAGGUCCUGGCGAGGUACUCGUCAAAAUUCUUGCCACCACCCUCAACCCUCUCGAUUGGAAAAUCCAAGCUUAUGGGUUCUUCAUGGUGAAAAACUAUCCCUCCAUUCAGGGCCAUGAAGCCGCUGGAGUGAUCGCAAAGCUUGGCGAAGGCGUAACUAAUGUUGCCAAAGGAGAUAAAGUGUUAUUCCAAGGCUUCAUGACGAAUAGGCAAGCGACGUUUCAAGAAUAUACCAUCGCAUCCGCAGAACAAGUAGCAUUAGUGCCAGAUAACGUCUCACUCGACCAGGCAGCUUCGAUCCCUCUCGCUUUAGGGACAGCUGGCAAUGCUCUGUAUACACCCAAGCCAACUGGUUUCGGUCUCGUUCCGGUAUGGGAGGAGGGAGGAAAGGGGAGAUAUAGCGGCCAGGCUAUAAUCAUCAUGGCAGGGGCGUCUGCAGUGGGGCAAUUAGCUAUUCAGCUCGCAAAACUGUCAGGAUUUAGUCCCAUCAUUACCACUGCUUCCCCGCACAACACCACAUUACUGAAAUCCAUUGGCGCUUCGCAUGUAAUCGACCGCCAUCUCCCCUCCCUGUCACUUGCCCAGGAGGUGGCAAAGAUCACGUCUAGCCCUGUGUCAUUCGUUAUAGACGCAGUGUCGUUGGAAGAUACACAACAGGCGGGGUACAAUCUUUUGGCCCCCGGCGGAGAAAUGGCGGUCGUGCUCCCACCCACUGCCAAAGCUGUAGCGGGAGAUAAUAAGAGACUGUUCAUGACAUAUGGAACAUUCCUCACUCCUGAAAAACGAGAGUCUGGGGCACGUCUUUACAGUCAGUUGACACGGAUGUUGGCAGAGGGUGAUUUAGUACCUAUUCCCAUCGAAGUGCUUCCGAACGGAUUCAAUGGAAUUUCUUCUGGUCUAGACAGGCUGCAGCACAAUCUCGUUAGCGGGAAGAAAUUGAUUGUUCGCCCGGAGGAGACACCAUAGAUUUGAAUAGCUUAAAAUAUUAUCCAUGCAUAUGCUGUUGUGAUUAGUGUAACGAUAGGAACGUUUUUGAGAUUCGCAUGAAAGAUAGAAAUAUGGGACCUUGUUCCAGAAGCAUGUAUAAACCCCU